This is a messenger RNA of Lutzomyia longipalpis, 4604 nucleotides long. RefSeq names its product nephrin-like. The transcript is spliced from 18 exons. Gene Ontology annotation, molecular function: protein binding. NCBI's taxonomy places the organism in Eukaryota, Metazoa, Arthropoda, Insecta, Diptera, Psychodidae. The record is from RefSeq and is a predicted model, not a curated record. Bases 478 to 3321 code for a protein of 947 amino acids.
GCAGUAAAUGUUGAACUUCUUACUGAUGCGGUCAGUCUUUACAACGCAAAAAUUUGCACUUCGCUGUGAAAUUUGCGUGCCAAAUGCACGCCGGGAUUGUCGUUGGUUGAAACACUUUCAUUGCUGUGCUGUGAAUUUUUCUUCUUCCUCCAUUUGAGAUUAAUUAUUCUUGUUGGUGGUGCUGCUCUGUAGCUGUGGACGAGAUGUUUCUUCAUGGGUUGUUGGUGCAAAAUGUUGAUGUGCGUAAUGUAGAAAAGGGUGGUGGUAGAUGAAGGAGAGCUUAUUCUUUGGCUCGUGCGGAAAAGUUGCGGGAAAUUUUUUCAUUUCCUCCGUAGUGGGUGUGUGUGUGCUGCGAAAGAGGCCCAAUAAAGUGGAUGUGGUGGUUUUGUUUUUUAUGUGAAUAAUGUGCUGUGAGUGUACUUCAUCUUUGUUGUAUCAUAAAAGCUUAAAGAGACCACCAUCCUCAGCAUUGGCAAAAUGAAUUAUUGUGGUUGGUUGUGGACAUGUGCUCUUCUUCUACCAAAACUAUUAAUUCUCGCAUCACCAGCAUCCAUCGUAAAAACUAUAGAAGGAGAAAAUGUACCCAUCUCAUUGGCAGAAGCAGUACAGGGAUCAAUGGCACGAUUGCCAUGCAACAUAACACCCCCAGUUCCGGAUGACAAAAUCACCCUCGUUAUUUGGUACAAAGAUGGCUACGUGACACCCAUUUAUAGUUUUGACGCCCGAGGGUCACACUUAGACGGUGGAUCACAUUGGUCAGAUGAAACCUCAAUAGCUGGACGGGGUUUCUUCCAAGCCAAAACUAAACCUGCCAUUUUAGCCUUAGAAUCCACAAGGAAUUCCGAUUCAGGCAUCUAUCGGUGUCGCGUGGACUUCCAAAAGAGCCCCACGAGGAACUCUAAAGUCAAUCUCACUGUUAUAAUUCCACCGGAGAAUGUGUUAAUUUUGGAUGAGAAGGGCCAACACAUACCACACUAUAUUCUCGGGCCGUACAACGAGGGGGCAUCCGUGGAUCUUACCUGUGUUUCCACUGGAGGUCGCCCAUUGCCAAGUUUACUGUGGCUACAGGAGAACACAAUUCUCGAUGAUACAUUCACUGCCACGGAGAAGAAGGUGCGGAAUGUGCUGCAUCUGGAGAAGUUGCAGCGGCAUCAUUUGCACACAGUUCUCACUUGUCAGGCGUCCAACAACAAUGUCACAACACCAAUUUCCAGUGCGAUAACACUUGAUAUGAACUUGCGUCCGCUAUGGGUGAAGCUUCAAGGUGAUAACCGACCAUUGUCUGCGGGCAACACCUACGAGCUUUGGUGCGAAGUGGUGGGUUCCCGACCUGCACCGACUGUAACAUGGUGGAAAGGAAGUACCCCGAUGAGAGACACCCGGGAAACGACCAGUCCUGACGGAAAUACCACGAUUUCCGUGUUAACCUUUGUCCCAACAAUUGAUGAUGGUGGUAAAUUUCUCUCGUGUCGCGGCGAACAACCCCAAAUACCCGAUUCAGGACUCGAGGAUGGUUGGAAAUUGGAUAUUCAUCAUGUUCCUGUUGUUAGCCUGGAGCUUGGAAGUAAUUGGAAUAUAACAACAAUACGCGAGGGUGCUGAUGUAUAUUUCGAAUGCAACAUUAAAUCCAACCCUUGGGUGUAUAAAGUCAACUGGCGACACAACGGCAAAUACCUGUACAAUAAUGCAGCUAGUGGUAUAAUAGUGGCUAAUCAGAGCUUAGUGCUCCAGAACGUCAGUCGGGCCCGGAGUGGUGUCUACACCUGCAUUGGGAGCAAUGAGGAGGGUGAUGGUGAUAGCAACCUCGUCACACUCGACAUUAAAUUUGCUCCAGUUUGUCGUCCGGGACAGAUUCAAGUGUAUGGCGUUGGGCGCCAAGAAAUGGCAAAAAUAUCAUGUGAAUUGGAAGCAAAUCCCAAUGACUUAAAUUUCACGUGGAAGUUUAAUAAUUCCGCAAUGGAAUUUGUCGAUCUACCCGUAUCACUAAUGUCUGUGGACCGUGCCAAGAGUAUUAUGCACUACACGCCAAUGACGGAGCAGGAUUAUGGGACACUUUUGUGCUGGGGAAGCAAUGAAUUAGGUUUUCAAUUGGAACCAUGUAUUUUCACGAUAAAUCCUGCAGGGAAGCCAGAUCCACUGUCGAAUUGCACGGUGCUCAAUCAGACGGUGGAUACGCUACAGCUGGAAUGUAUUGAAGGCUUCAACGGCGGACUUCCACAGGAGUUUGUGGUUAAAGUCUUCACAACACGCUCCAAGCAAAUGGUUGCAUCACAAACAUCCAAGAGUCCAUUCUUCGAGCUAAAAGGCUUGGAUCCGGAAAUUGGGUACGAGGUCCUCUUGGCGGCCAAGAAUGACAAAGGGAUGAGCGAGAUGCGAGUUCAUCACAUCCAUCGGCUCAACAGUGCAGAGAAGCACACAGAUUCCUUCCUACCGUACACGGGCUCUGUGCUACAUAUAAAAUUAUUCCUGGGUGCCGUAGCGGGUCUCGUGUUUGGCAUUAUCUUAAUUACAACUGCAACGCUACUGCUAAUGAGGACACGACGACGGAAGAAGGCGAGCAACGUGUCCCAGGAGACAACGGUGGCGACAACAAAUGGCAGAAUUGUAUCCGGUCAGUCAAUUCCACAGCCAGAGCAACUGCACGAUUCCUACACAACAGGAAGUACAGACAGUUUAGAUAAAAACCCAGAUAUUAUACCUCAAGGCAAGGAAGAUGCGGAAUUUGAUGAUGAACGAGCUUUCCAUCGAUUCAAUCAGCUACCACCGCGGCAGUAUGCAACCCUUGCCAUGGGAAAGAAGCAACUCCCAGUGCAGUUUGCUGGGCAGAUUGACGUCAAUGCUGGUGGUGGUGGUGGUGGUAUUCUGCAGCAUCCCAUUGUUCACUACAGCAAUGACAAUCAGACACUAACAUACGCUGCAGAGAUGCAGACACCAUCGGGGCAGGCAAAACAGAAAAUUAUCUACACAAGUGCAACCCUGGGGCGACCACGACAGAAGGAUAUUCGUAUGGCUGAACCAAAUAUUUACACACAGAUAGAUUUAGCACACAAUCUCCUUUCGUCGAAUGGAAAAACGGGUGUCUCGUACCGUGAAUCACCACCACCAUCGAGCACAUGGAUCCCGGUGAAUCAGGCACACCCGCUGCGAUCGUGUCAAUUGCAGCAGCAGCAGCAGCAACUCGAUAUAAGAGUACCACCGCCGAUUGUUUGCCCGAGAGAAUCGGCUCCAGUUCAUCAAAUUCUUGUACCUGACCACAGAAACUCCCCUCUGCCACCUCAAAUUCUCACCGACCCCACAGGCAUGAACGUAUCGAGAUUUUGACAUCAAUCCCCCCGUUGCAACACCACGACUGACUACUAGCUCCUGGGGUCAUCCUGCCACUCAGUAGAAUAUGUAGGAGAUAACGUCCACUUCACGUGUGUGGGUGGAGUACAGCCCUGCCCGCCAGCCCCUUCCCCCUCCAAAAACGAAGAAGAAGCAACCUCCUGAAUCUGGAGAUAAACACAACUUAAUUACUCACGAGAGUUAGCAAGCAUAAAAUCAAUUUGCAAGCCCAUGGUGGAUACAACAUACAAUCAAUGGGAAAUCAAUACGUAAAGGUAGGAAAUUUGCAGAAUGAUUUUACUUGAAAUGAUAAAAUAGGUACUGUGAGAAAAUCAAAUUUUAAACUCCUCUCUGUAUAUACUUAAGAGAUAUUGUUAAGGUACUUUAAAUGCUCCAGAAAAGGGACGAACAGUUUGAGUUUUAAAAGGUUAGUAAGAGAAAUUUUAAGAGAAGAUUUUAAGGAAUAAUUUCAUACGACAAAUGCUGAUGCAAGUGACGGAAAUUAAAGAAUGAUUUAUGAUGAUUCAAUUUCUUAAAUAUUGAACGAAUUAUUCUAAAACUAUUUUUGAAAAUUCAAAGUAAUUUUUAUAAUGUUUUUUUUUUUGUAUCUAAAGAAUUUUCCAAAAAUAAUAAUUUUAUUUUUAAUUUUUAAUUAAUAAUUUUAGUUUUUCAUAACGAUUCCCAAUAAAAAAAAUAUUUUUAUAAAAUUCAUAGAAAAUUGAAAACAUUUCUUUAAAAUUAAUUUUUCAGAAUUACUUAAUAAAAAUAUUUAAGUUUAUAUUCGAGUAACAUCAAAAAGUUUAAAUUGUUUGCCCCUUGCUUUUUUUGUUAUCACCUUGAGGGAAUGUGAAGAAUAAAAUAAUUUAUAUUGUGGAGCAAAAGAAAAUAUCUCAAUGAGAGGAUAGUUUAAUGUGAAGAUAAUAUUUUGUACAGCGACACUAUGAAUAAAUAUAGUUAUUACAAUGACUUAAGAAUAGAAUUUCUAACAAUAAGAAGAAGACAAUUUGUGACGAAGGUCUUGCCAUGGCAUCUCCCCAAAGAGCCAAUAUGGCAAUAAAAAAAUCAAAUAAAAAAAAAAGAGAAAAGGAGUGAAAAAGAAAUAAAUUUUUGGUAAGAUGAAUGUAAAAUUGAGGAAUUUCUUUUACCAUGCAUCUCUCCUUUAUUUUGUAAUUUUUAAAGAAAAAAAAUGUGAAAAGAAGGUGAAGGAGAUGAAGAAAAAAUACAAGAAAAGGGUAUAAACGUGUUACAUAAUUAUAUAUAAUAAAUUUUGUCAAAAUAAA